AUGACUCCACGACUCCAACUCCGCAGGAAGGAGCGCGUCAUCGGCCAAUUGGAGAUCGACCGGAUCCUCACCCCUUCCAUUCGUGAUGCCUAUGAAUCUUUGCCGCUCCACACCGACCCCUUGGGCGAGACCGAGCCGCCCCCUCCCGCCGGCUGGGCCGGCCGCGCGUCCGUGGCGCCGGCGGGCGCCGCCGACGGCGGCGGACCGCGCGCGGGCGACGGCCUGCAGCGGAAGCAGACGGAUUCGCUGGCGCCGGGCGCCGAGCCGUCGGAACGGCACCUGGCGUACCAGCUCUCGGUGUCAGUGCGGAACGUGAUCCCGGCUGACAAGGACGAGAGCGCGGUGGUGUUUUUCUCAGGCUGUUUCAGCCUCCUCGAAGACUGGCUCGCUGAGAUUCGAGGGUUGAACGAGCGAGACCGAAAGCACCGCCGAGAAGAGAAGCCCCAGACCAAGCCCGACAAGAGAGAAGAGGAUCCCAAAAAGUGGUGCGAAGAAGGAGAAAAGUCGGAGGAGGAGGAGACAACGGGAGAAAACAAGCUCAUCUCCCAGCUCACGAGGCCGAGACAAGAAGAAGAGGAGGCCACCGCCAGUCAGGCCUCCCAAGAGGCCGUCCAUCCCGCAGGGACCAGGGCCCCCGCUCUUCGGAAGCGGCCUGCCAGUCACGUGGCCAGUGAGGAGAAGGUCACAAGGCUUCAUCUCUUCAGAGAGCUUGCCGCGGUGCAGUUGAGAGGCCUAGGCCUGGUGGAGCUUGCACAGGCGUCGUACUACGAGGGCCACAUCAAGCUUGCAGGCUUCGUUGAAGGACUAGGAAAGGAAGAUGACUUUCUGACUUUCCGUGCAACCGGGACGCAGACGGAUCAUAUGACUGAGCUGCUCUCGGAUCCUCAGAGACGCAUUUUCCAGCUGCAUGUGUGUGGGCCUAGCUGCGGACGCCGCGAGUCAGGCCCGGACAUCAUCCACGCGGCAGGUUAUUGGGUGGUUGAAGAGGAGGAGAAGAAGCCAUGGCAGACUAUGUAUGACGAGGGUCCGGCGAAGGUUGGAGCAGAGGAUGAGAUGGGGGCACUUCGAAAGUUGCACGAAGAGCGAAAGGGGGCAGACCGAAGGGAGGACAGGCCUCCCAGUGAGGAGUCAGAGAAGAAAAGCAAGGCAAAAGAGAAAAAGAAGAAGAAGAAGCAGAAAGAGAAGUUGAAGAAGCAAGAGAAGGAGCCGGGCCCCAAGAAGGGGGCAGACGUUGAGGAGGACAGUGCAUUGUUGGAGCGGGGGCAGAAAGCACUGUCAGCCUUGUAUGGGGGAACUUGCUUGGACCCAGAUGCUGAGACCCGAAGCAGACUGCUGAAGAGAGCAAAGCGGUUUGGUGGCCGAAGCUCAAAGAAGAGGAGGAGGUCAUCGAGUGAGGACACCAGCGACUCGAGCACCACGAGUGAGACGGAGGAGGAUGAGUUCGGCGAAGGGUUAUUUGAGGAGCGGAAGAGAGCCCUCCGUCUGACAAGACGGUAUCCUGGCAGUCUGGCCGCGCAAACGGUGGCCAGCAUGAAGGAAUCGCUGCUCACUCAGAGCGGGAGCCUGUAUGCUCAAGAUCGGAAGACCCUUCCGCCGAUCUUCUCGCAGUUUUACAGGUCCGAGAUGCAGGCGCUUUGCUCUCCUUCGAUGAGUCAGGAGCUCCUUACGCUAUCUCAAGGAGCCGAUCUACUCCUACGUGGGCAUCCAGCACGAGCGCUUGACUUGCUGGCGCAACGCGUCAAGGCCCUCGAUCAGCAGAUCCGAGGCGGACACUGGACGGUUGCCAGACAGUUAGAGUUAGUCAGUGCUGACUCAGUGGGCCUUAGCAAAGGCCCCGAGGGCCAAGAGGCCGCCAAGCUGGCGCGUGAAGAGCUUCGGGAUAGACUUGCCUCCCAGCGGCCAUAUGGGUCUGGUAGUGGAUCCGGGGGCCGAGACAAAGGGGAGGGGGCCAAGCAAGCAAAAGGGUCAAAAAGGGUCUGGAAAGGGACGGAUGAGCAGAGGACGCAGAGGGCACUAGAGCUGGAGGACAAGGGCACAGAGGCUGAGGCGAGAGAAGAGACAAGGGCUAUAGAGAGGCUGUUGGAGGAUUGUCGUGAAGAGGGCUUGAGGCGAAAGAAAACAAAGGAUGGAGAGCAGCAGGUGGGCCCGAGGCCGCAUGUGGAGUUGGGAAGGGAGCCGCAGGGCUCCCAGACCAAGGACGAGAGGAGUGUGGCGUUGUGGGAGUCGCGAGGGCGUGACAUUGUUGUGAGGAGAGAGGAUGAUGCUGCAUUGGGCCCGCCUGGUGACGUUGAUUUUUUGGAAGGGGAGCAGGACUCCCAGAGCGCUGGGGUUGGAUCAGAGAAACAGCAGGGCGGUUUGGGAGACACUGCUUCACAGACCUAUACCUCCCCACUGAAAAGUGGGUCGAGAAGGAUGGUGCUGGAAGCAAGCAAUCGGCAAGCCUUUGAACAGUGCCGGUACAACCUUGCCACGGCAUGUCGAAAAAAGGGGUUGAGAUUUGAGGAGAUUGGGGAGCCGCUUCUAGAGGCGUUGAAGGUGCAGGAGAAGGCAUAUGCGCGUUGCAGCGAGACCAAAGGGGACUUGUUCCCCUUGCCCCUUCCAUCGUCCCUGAAGCCCGACACUCCCCCGGGUUUUUGUACAGAUGCAUUGGUGCAAGCAUUGAAUUCAUUGUAUGGGACAAAGACUUUGACGAGAGUGAGAGAGGACAAGGUUCGGUUGACCAUGGUUGAGAGAUUGGAGAAGGUGGUAGGGGAGUCUGAACUAGAAAAGUGUGAACUCCCAGACCUUGACUUCGGGGAGUUCUUCAAAGCCAGGUACUUUAAGUAG
This is a messenger RNA of Durusdinium trenchii, 2826 nucleotides long. The record is from the annotation of a GenBank genome assembly. NCBI's taxonomy places the organism in Eukaryota, Dinophyceae, Suessiales, Symbiodiniaceae.